CCGGGGCAGGGCMGGGCAGGGCUGGGGCACCCCCGAGCGAUUGGCACGGCCCCCCCGCCCCCCGCCGCCCCCCCGGGCCCCGCUCUGCCCCGGAGAUGCGCGGCCGCUGCGCGAGUGCGGAGGCGGCAUGGACGGAGCGGCGCGGCCCGAGGCGGACUCGCUGGUGCUGCGGGCAGCGGGGGGCGCUGCUGCUGCUAAUUGGUCUGGGAGUCUUAUUGUCGCCUCUUUAACUGGCGCUUUUGGGUCGUCUUUUCUUUAUGGUUACAAUYUAUCGGUGGUGAACGCUCCCGCAGGGUAUAUAAAGAAGUUCUACAAUGAAACUUGGGAGAGGAGAUACGGCUUCUCAGUGGAUGAAGGCACGCUGACGCUCCUCUGGUCCAUAACCGUUUCUAUUUUUGCCAUUGGUGGCCUUGUAGGUGCCAUUAUUGUUACCCCAAUUGUGAAGUUCUUUGGAAGGAAAUGCACUUUGGUGCUCAAUAAUGUGUUUGCAGUGACAGCUGCGUUGUUGAUGUCCCUCUCCUCGCUGGCGGGGUCRUUUGAAAUGCUCAUCCUGGGCCGCAUUAUCAUGGGCAUUGAUGCAGGCAUUUCUUUAAGUGCCCUUCCCAUGUAUUUGAGUGAAAUAUCUCCUAAGCAAAUCCGUGGUUCAUUGGGUCAGGUCACAGCGAUUUUCAUUUGUAUUGGUGUUUUCACUGGACAAGUUUUGGGGCUGCCAGAAAUAUUUGGGCAAGAAUCUCGGUGGCCAUUCUUGUUUGGAGCAAUCAUUGUCCCAUCAUUGAUACAAGCUGUGAUUCUGCCUUUUCUUCCCGAAAGUCCUCGCUACCUCCUACUUGAGAAGCAUAACAGGAGCCAGGCAGAAAAAGCAUUUCAGAGAUUCCUGGGGAAAGAUGACGUGUCUCAGGAAAUAGAGGAAGUUUUGGCAGAGUCUCGAGUCCAAAGGAACACCAAGCUGGUGUCGAUCGUUCAGCUGCUGAGAACCCGCGCCGUGCGAUGGCAGAUCGUCACCGUGGUCGUCACCAUGGGCUGCUAUCAGCUCUGUGGGCUCAACGCUAUCUGGUACUACACAAACAACAUCUUUAGUGAAUCUGGGAUCAAGCAUGAAACAAUCCCUUAUGUCACACUGAGUACUGGUGCUGUUGAGACUCUGGCUGCUGUUUUUUCUGGCUUGGUUAUUGARCGGCUUGGGCGCAGGCCUCUCCUCAUCGGAGGUUUUGGGUUGAUGGUUGUCUUCUUUGCAGUACUCACCGUCUCCCUGACUUUACAGAACUCUGUGCAUUGGCUUCCUUACCUCAGUAUAUUUUGCAUCCUUGCAAUCAUUGCWUCAUUCUGCAUUGGACCAGGUGGGAUUCCAUUUGUCCUCACUGGAGAGUUUUUCCAGCAGUCUCAGAGGCCAGCUGCCUUCAUGAUCGCUGGGACAGUCAAUUGGCUCUCCAACUUCGCAGUCGGACUGCUCUUCCCYUUCAUCCAGGCUGGUUUACAGACCUACUGCUUCCUGGUGUUUGCUGCCAUCUGCUUUGCAGGAGCRACCUACCUGUUUUUUGUCCUGCCAGAAACAAAAAACAAGACAUUUCAUGAGAUCAGCCAAGCAUUUGCCAAAAGGAAUAAAGUAACUUUAGAAAUGCAAGAGAUGAACCACUACCCGGCAGAGAGGAAAUCAAGUGCAGAACAAGAAUCAAACUUCACAUCUUCAGCGGACAAUGGGGAAAGCAAAAAAGGGAUUGUGUAAAACCAGGAUGCACUUUUGGGGGAUGGGGGGAAGCGUGCUCUUUUCUUUUACAGCAAUGCACAGCUUUUUCAUGGGACAUCAUGGCCUGCUUCCCCCUGGAAAAUGUUCAAAGUGAGGAUGGGUGAACUCAUUAGCAGCUGGGGCAAUGGUUGAAGCAAUGAGGGGUGGGAGUAGCAGCAACUGAUAAAAUAAAUGAGGUGGAGAUCUCCUGGCACCUGUGAAGCAGCUGCUGYGGUGAGUGGGAUGGGAAAUAGAGAUUUGGAGAGGGGAAGUGGCAGUGGGGAUCCAGGGCUGGGAGCAGCCUGGUGUGCUCUCAGGGAUGUGGGUGUGCUCUCACCAUGAGGAGGAGGAGGCAGAGAAAGGGGAAAGAUCCCAGUAGGGCUGUGCUGAGAAGCAAGCAUGAAAUAGUACCAGAAUGUAUUUCUCCACAUUUCCCAAGAUGUCAUUCAAGUCUCCCAUGAGAACUGAGACACUCCCCUGACCUCCCAUUCCUUUUCCAGCUAUUUUGAUUUUCAGUUGCAUUGUUUGAACAUCUCCCACCUUCCCACAGAUGGGCAGCUCUGGGUCCUGAURAGUUUCCUUGUCUCACUUGCAAAUCCUGAUUCACUAGUAAUUGAGUUGUUUCUAGUUUCCGGGUUUGCUGGUACUGCAUUUCUCUGGAGAUAAAUAUUUAUAYAAUUGUAUUUUUUAARAUUAAACUUAGAAGCUUUAAUAUGAAAAUUAAACCUCACAGUAAAGUGAGAGAACUCUGAUGGCAUGYGCAGGGUAUAGUAUUAAAACAAAAAUUCAAAYAYGA
Molecule: messenger RNA, 2519 nt
Organism: Malurus melanocephalus (red-backed fairy wren)
Lineage: Eukaryota; Metazoa; Chordata; Aves; Passeriformes; Maluridae
Gene: SLC2A9
Product: solute carrier family 2 member 9
Exons: 13
Coding region: 128-1723 (531 amino acids)
Biological process (GO): monosaccharide transmembrane transport
Cellular component (GO): membrane
Molecular function (GO): hexose transmembrane transporter activity
Source: RefSeq, a predicted model, not a curated record